Strongylocentrotus purpuratus (purple sea urchin) is the source of this 4864-nucleotide messenger RNA. RefSeq names its product paladin (gene pald1). NCBI's taxonomy places the organism in Eukaryota, Metazoa, Echinodermata, Echinoidea, Camarodonta, Strongylocentrotidae. The record is from RefSeq and is a predicted model, not a curated record. The transcript has 19 exons. Bases 795 to 3449 code for a protein of 884 amino acids.
UAUAAAUAGGCCAUAUAUAGUUCUCUUGCAUAUAUCAUUUUUUCCUUUCCUGCCAGUCACCACGGUUUCUGCAUUUCUCUUUCACCGCCUGUGAAUGAGAGCAGAGCCCUUUUUUUAAUCCCUCAUUUAGCAAGUGCAUUAACACAGAAGAUCUCAUGUGCCAAUGUACUGAGAAAAUAUCACUAUGGUAACGACAGAGCCAGGGCUUUUGUGAUUUGCUGUGUGAGGCAGGCAUGGAACAGUGAGUGUGUAGCAUGAUUGCUAAGCGAGGGAUUGAUGGGGGCUGCAUGGUGCGGACAACAUGGAUGAUUGGAUGGAAUAGGCAAGAUGUUUACACACUCGUUUAGUAGCUUCUGAACGGCUCAACCAGUGCCCUAGCUACCUCCGUCGUGUAUAUGUGUGGAGGUGAGGGUUUACAGCUAGCAGUGAGUGUGUGUGGGUGCAUGUGUGAGUGUGCGACAUACACUGGAUGAUGCAGCUCUGCGAUGUUGUGAAGGCUUCUCUCAUUGCAACGAAAGGAAGUGGAGGACAGAUCGUGCAAUAGUUCUGUGCAAAUGCAAUUUAGUGUACUGUUAACGUGGUGAAUCGGUCUCUCUGAAGAAUUGGUCCUGGCCAUAUUUGGUGGAAAUCUUUCUUUUGUUGAGCCGUUGGGAAGCAUCAGAUGUGAUUUUUUUUAAGUGGUGAUUUCGAAGAUUUAAGGAUACUAUCUUGUCUGUAUUUGUGACUUUAUUUUCACAGAUGGGGAAACCACAUAAUCCUUGUGAACUGCAUCGCUGAGACGGAGCACUAUCGCCAUGGGGACAGGAGCAAGCAGCGCUUCCUCCCGCUCUCCCUCCCCCGAGUUUGCCCAGAACCACCGCAACUCCAUGCGCGGCCAGCACCUGGACGCGGACGAAAACAACCGCAAGAACUCGCUGGCCAUUUCGGUGGAGAGGGACCGGUGGAAAGGACAGAACGUUAUUUGUAACGAUGUGGCCCCUGUCGUUAUCAGUAAGGACUGUUUCGAGGAGUACCAGUGCCUGUUCCUUGCGGAGACGCAGAUGGCCGUUGUGGGUUCCAUCAAGAAUGGGAUGCCAGAACACAACUUGAUACAGGAAAAGUAUUUCAUGGUUGCUGACCAAUUCAAAGACAUCGAUGAGCUCAACACAACACUGAAGUAUGGAGCACCAAACUUUCGGAAAGCUCAUGGGGGCUACCCCGUGUACGGCAUGGGCCAACCUACCUCUGACGGCCUGAAACGAGCUAUGGAGUAUCUGGAACAUGAAAAGUAUUCGGAAAUCCUUGUGAUCAACAUCCGGUAUGAACCGGUAGUGUUCGUGAAGCGGGGGAGGGAUUACGUUUCUUACACACCCCGCGAGAGAGACAACCUGACGAGGAACGUCAUCACACGUCCACAUGUUGAUGACGUCGUGGCUCAGGAAGCAGCAAUACGUAAAGAGAUCGUGCAUUUUGCUCUGAUCAACGCGGACAACGAAUAUGCCUUUUACGAUGACAUCGAAGACCUUUCGGACGAACCUCACCUCAAUCAGCUCACGUUCAUAGAAGACAUUCAAACGACCAGUGAAGUAUACAGUCUUCAUUCGUUUGGGAUCCACAAUGCAUCAUUCACAAGGGUACCCAUGUCAUCGUCGAAAACUCCAAUCAAUGAAGUUAUCGAUCAGCUGUUGAAUGCGGUUAAGGAGGUGCCCUCGUUGUUCAGUAAUGAGGAAUCGUCGCUACCGAUCCUCGUCUUCACGGGUCACAUGGGAGGAGGUCGUACCACUUUCGCCAUGUCCCUGGGGAUCUUAAUUAUGGCGCAUCAGAGAGGCUUCCCCGCUCAUGUAUACGAUUCUCAUCCAUCCAACGACGGGUCACCCAAACUGGAGCUCGGUGAGUUCUGGGCCAUCAUGAAGGUGUGUAGUCUGCUUCCUGAUGGUAUGAAGCGCAAGAGGGAGGUGGAUUCGAUCUUAGAUCUCUGUGCGGACAUGGGCAACAUACGAGAGAAGAUUGUGGAAUGCCAUAACAAGCUUCAAGAAAUACAGGAGGACUACCAAAUAGCGGGUCAGAGUGCUCGUGAGUAUUACUUGGAGAACGCGCUCAGAUAUCUGAAACGAUACUGUUAUCUGAUCAUCUUCAACAGUUACUUACACGAACAGUUCCAGCAGUGUUUCUGCAGAUCGUUCACCUCCUGGAUGAGGCAACAUCCUGAGCUAUAUACUGCCCUCGCUCACAUCAAUUCAUCGGAGCGAACAGCGCCCCCAGAGCUCAUCACAAAGGGGCUCAGAUUCCUGGUUGCGGAUGACUUCGUUGGUCUGGACGUACUCCGCUCUCAGAGAGAGGUUGGAACCUCAAACUUCCGCAAAGUGCCUGGCCUACCUGUAUAUGGUAUGGCACAACCCAGCAGUAAGGGUCUGGAGCGAGUCUGUCAGUAUCUUCUCUCCAAGAAACACGGCCAUUCCUCCAUCCAUUCCUUCAACCUACGAGGAGAGAUGAUCAUUCAGUGCGAUUCUACCACUUACACUCCCAGAGAGCUGGCAUCUCUUGAUAAGAACAUAUCUGUCUCCGGCCUCUCAGAGAGAGAUGUAGAGAAGAAGGAAAUACAGCUGAAGAAUGAGAUCUUGAGAUCAAAGCAUUCAAUUCAGGUAUACACAGAUGUGGCUGAACCUAAGAAGACGAUUGAGUUUGACACAGUGACCACGCUACAUGAGAUGUACGAGGACCAAAUCAAGCAGACACCACAGCUUCACUAUUACCAUAUCGUGGGAGGGUUUCAGUGCAGCGGACCUCUUGAAAAGACGAUCAACAGGAUUGUUACCGUGGUGAAGGAUUUGGACGACAUCUUCACCGACGAGGAUGGACCAGCUCUUCUCUUUAACUGCCAUACCGGAAAAGAGCAGACAACAGUUGCCAUGGCAAUAGCUGGCCUUAUCAUUUGGCACAAGAAGGGCUUUCCCGUCGGGACCAAAUUAGGCGAGCAAGAAAGGAUAAGUGUGCCCCAAGCUGAAUACACCAAAGGAGAAUUCUCGGCUGUGCGCAAACUAGUGAUGAGGUUGCCCCAUGGCACGCAGGUCAAACGAGAGGUUGACCUCAUGCUCGACAAGUGCUCUGAGACCAUGACCCCAAUGCACUUUCACCUUCGAGAGGUCAUAUUCUCCAUGUUCAAUAAGAUAAAGACGGCAAAGGGGGAGGAGGUCAACUGCUUAUACCAGCAGAGCCUAGAUAACCUGGAACGUUACAUCUAUCUGAUCAUGUUCAAUGCAUACCUCCAUAUGCAGAGGGUGACCAACUGGGAGAUGCCCUUCCAACAUUGGAUGAAAACGGUUGGAUACAAAGUCGGUGCUUACGACAUCCUCGACCACCUGACUUUUGGUGAAUUGGACAUUGAAUCUCGCUUCAGCAUCAGCUCCAUGCGUGAUCGAUGGUGUCGAGAAGCCACCCCUAAAACGAUCAUCCGAGGGUUCCUCAUUUGAAACAUCCUCCCGACUGAGCGGACACUUACCAAAUCUCCAAGCAAUUGACUUGGGUUUGGUAUACAAAAAAACAUUUGCCAAGUUGUGCUGUACCGGAAAUUUGCAAAAGCCAACUUUUCUUUCUCUGAGCGUGAGAUGUUUCAGAUGAUUUCUGCAUUGCUUUGUGUAGCCUGCAUGCCGUACACCACUCCUCAUUUGAGCAGAUUGCCUGAAGAUUAUUUCAGCAAAUAUAUUUAUUGAUUUAUAGUUAAAGAAAAGAGAGUUACUGUUGGUAUGUGAAUGUCAUCUUUUUAGGUUGAUACAACGUACGCAGACAGACAAUAGAGGGCACAUCACAUUCACUGGAGUAUGAGCUCUAUGGUGGAUUGAAUGGUUGAUCAGGGGAUUGCAAUAGUAUCGCCAUAGAAACAGUGCCAAAAUGGAUACUGCCCUCUUUGUCACUGUCGGGUUUAAUCAACACAUGUGGUAGUUUUGUUUGCUCUAUUUGUUGCUGUUUAUGGAAGGAGCGUUGCCAACAAUGUUUAGAGGCAAGAGAAUGCUUCUAAACUUAGCUUUCAGUUGUACUUUUCAGCUUCUGUUCCUCAAUGUUUUUUAAUAUUGUAUACUUCAUUUGUUAAAAUGUUUUGUCAUCAAAGCAAAAGAACACUUUAUAGCUUUUAAUUGUACAUGUUUUAGCCUAUAUUAGGUCAGAAAUGCUCUUUUUGCUAUUUUUGGGGUGAAUUUUUUUGUCAUCGAUCUCUGUGAUUUUUUCAUUUUGCAAUGAAACCUCUUUAAUAUCCACAAUCUAAAAUUAUUUCCUGUGAACAUUCUGUUACAUAUUAUUGCAAAAAUAUUCCAUUUUCCUACGAAAACUAUUAAAUGAGAAAAAGAGCUCUAAAAGAAUCAACAGAAAUGAAUAUAUCUAAAGAGUUCAUUUAAAAGGUCACAUCAUAAACCUACAGCGUACAUAUUUUUUUCUCUCUCUUUCUUGAGACAUUUUUCUCAACAUCAUGAUCUUGUUCUCCUGAAAAAAUUGACUCUGACACGAGAUGUAAUUAUUCUCAUGAGAUUACUAAUUAUGAACCUACUAUUAGGGUAGUAAAAUUUCAGUGAAUCUUCACAUUUUAUAAUGGAUGUAUACACACACACACAUACAAUACUUGCUAUGCUUGCCAUGCACAGUACAUUUGCAAAGCCACAUGUAAUGGUCUUUGUAAAAUCAACCUAGUGUUUGUUAAUUAAUUUUGUUCGGCCAGCUACUCGUUUAACAAUUUUUUUUUUAUUGCUUAUUGCGCUUUGCAUGCAUUUAGAAAACAUACUGUAUGUCAACUGCACAAUGCUUGAAAGGGAUCAACAGUUUCUCUCUAUUUUCCCAUGUGCAAUUAUUAAUUAAAAGAGAAAACAGAAAUUAUGAUAAUGAUUAUGUACAAGAAUGA